GCCUUGGAAGAGGCUCACGGGAAUUUCAUAACUCUAAAAAUUGUACACUCGAACACUUGAAAUUUAUAUACUACUUAAUUUAAAAAAAACACAAAUAUUUUUCGCCAGAAUGUUGGAAGAUAAGCUCAUCGUCUGCUCCACAGCCUUGUUUACGUACAUGCAUAUCUAUGGAAUCGUAAAGUCGAGAUCAGCGAUUAAUGCUGAGCCGGAAAAAAAACAGGAGGACCAGGAGCAGCAGCAAAUACAGCAAGUGCCCCAAAAGCACCCUCUGAAGGGGCCCGAGGAGAUAGUCGAAGAGCAGCCACACGAUCAGCUGGAAGGGGAGCAAAUGACUCAACUAUACUCAACUCUUCGCCAGAAUUUGGUUCCAAUGGCAAUUGGACUCACUGCUGUCUGUGUUCUUAAAACAAUAAUCAACUAACUGUCGGCCUAUGGAAUGCUGAAAAAUGGUAUCUCGCCUCUGUCUCCUUUUGUCAAAAUAAAUAGUUAGUUAGCCCUGUUCUACCUAUUUCUCUAUCUGCAAAAUUGCUCUGAAUGUGGACUCAAAAACACAUACUUUUCCACAUUUGGAGCAAUCUUGUGGGAGGGGGAAUAGGGAACUAGGCUCAAAGAAAGAGAA
Messenger RNA from Drosophila miranda, 619 nucleotides. RefSeq lists its product as uncharacterized. The transcript is spliced from 2 exons. The record is from RefSeq and is a predicted model, not a curated record. NCBI's taxonomy places the organism in Eukaryota, Metazoa, Arthropoda, Insecta, Diptera, Drosophilidae. The coding region runs from base 110 to 421 and encodes 103 amino acids.